Messenger RNA from Neofelis nebulosa (Clouded leopard), 4021 nucleotides. It is a transcript of the gene PDXDC1, whose product is annotated as pyridoxal dependent decarboxylase domain containing 1. Gene Ontology annotation, cellular component: intracellular membrane-bounded organelle. Gene Ontology annotation, molecular function: carbon-carbon lyase activity; pyridoxal phosphate binding. Gene Ontology annotation, biological process: carboxylic acid metabolic process. The transcript has 23 exons. Lineage: Eukaryota; Metazoa; Chordata; Mammalia; Carnivora; Felidae. The coding region runs from base 191 to 2557 and encodes 788 amino acids. The record is from RefSeq and is a predicted model, not a curated record.
CCGCCUCCCUGAGACCCGCAGAUUUCCCACCCCGCGGCGACGCCUGGCUGCUCCUCCCCGUCUCCGCCCCGCCGGCCGCGGCCGCGGGGGACGUCAGCGCUGCCAGCGUGGAAACCGCGGCGCGGCGCGGGAGGCGGAAGUAGCGCCCGGACCGCGGGGCCUUUAUCGGGCUCCGCCGGCCGCCUCAGCCAUGGACGCGUCCCUGGAGAAGAUAGCAGACCCUACACUGGCUGAGAUGGGGAAGAACUUGAAGGAGGCCAUGAAGAUGUUGGAGCACAGUCAGAGAAGAACAGAGGAGGAAAAUGGAAAGAAGCUGGUAUCAGGAGAUAUCCCGGGGCCACUCCAAGGCAGUGGACAAGAUAUGGUGAGCAUCCUCCAGCUAGUUCAGAAUCUGAUGCACGGAGAGGAAGAGGAGGAGUCCCAGAGCCCCCGAAUCCAGAAUAUUGGAGAACAAGGUCAUAUAGCUUUGUUGGGGCAUAGUCUGGGAGCUUAUAUUUCAACUCUGGACAAAGAGAAGCUUAGAAAACUCACAACUAGGAUACUAUCAGACACUACUUUAUGGCUGUGCAGGAUUUUCAGGUAUGAAAAUGGCUGCGCUUAUUUCCACGAGGAGGAAAGAGAAGGACUGGCAAAGAUCUGUAGGCUUGCUCUUCACUCUUGUUACGAAGACUUCGUAGUGGACGGCUUCAACGUGCUGUAUAACAAGAAGCCUGUUAUAUACCUUAGUGCUGCUGCUAGGCCUGGCCUGGGCCAGUACCUUUGUAAUCAGCUCGGCUUGCCCUUCCCCUGCCUGUGCCGCGUGCCCUGUAACACUAUGUUUGGAUCCCAGCACCAGAUGGAUGUUGCCUUCUUGGAGAAACUGAUUAAAGAGGAUGUAGAACGAGGAAAACUGCCCCUUUUGCUUGUAGCGAAUGCCGGAACCGCGGCAGUAGGGCACACAGAUAAGAUUGGGCGUUUGAAAGAACUCUGCGAGCAGUAUGGCAUAUGGCUGCACGUCGAGGGUGUGAAUCUGGCAACAUUGGCCCUAGGUUAUGUCUCCUCGUCAGUGUUGGCUGCAACCAAGUGUGACAGCAUGACAUUGACUCCGGGCCCGUGGCUGGGUUUGCCGGCCGUCCCUGCAGUCACCCUUUAUAAACACGACGAUCCUGCCUUGACUUUGGUUGCCGGUCUUACAUCAAACAAGCCAGCAGACAAGCUCCGUGCCCUGCCGCUGUGGUUGUCGUUACAGUACUUGGGGCUUGAUGGGAUUGUGGAGAGGAUUAAGCACGCCUGCCAGCUGAGUCAACGGUUACAAGAGAGUUUGAAGAAAGUGAACCACAUCAAAAUCUUGGUGGAAGAUGAGCUCAGCUCUCCGGUAGUGGUGUUCAGAUUUUUCCAGGAAUUACCAGGCUCAGAUCCAGUGCCGACAGCUGUCCCGGUGCCUAACAUGGCACCUUCAACGGUCGGCCGGGAGAGACAUUCCUGUGAUUCCCUGAACCGCUGGCUGGGAGAGCAGCUGAAGCAGCUGGUGCCUGCGAGCGGCCUCACCGUCAUGGACCUGGAAGUGGAGGGUGUGUGCAUUCGGUUCAGCCCCUUGACGACAGCAGCAGUUUUAGGAACUCGGGGAGAGGACGUGGAUCAGCUGGUAGCCUGCAUCCAGAGCAAGCUGCCGGUCCUGACCUGCACGCUGCAGCUGCGGGAGGAGUUCAAGCAGGAGGUGACAGGGACCGCGGGCCUCUUAUACGUCGACGACCCCAACUGGCCCGGAAUAGGGGUUGUCAGGUAUGAACAUGCUAAUGAUGAUAAGAACAGUUUGAAGUUAGAUCCGGAAGGGGAAAAAAUCCAUGUUGGACUCCUGAAAAAGUUACAUGAACUGGAAUCCGACCUUACAUUUAAAAUGGGCCCAGAGUACAAAAGCAUGAAGAGCUGUAUUUACGUUGGGAUGGCAAGUGACGACGUGGACAUUUCUGAACUGGUGGAGACCAUUGCGGUCACAGCUCGAGAAAUCGAGGAAAACUCAAGGCUUCUGGAAAACAUGACAGAGGUGGUUCGGAAAGGGAUUCAGGAAGCUCAGGUUCAGCUGCAGAAGGCGAACGAGGAGCGGCUCCUGGAGGAGGGGGUGCUGCGGCAGAUCCCUGUCGUGGGAUCCGUACUCAAUUGGUUUUCUCCGGUACAAGCUUCACAGAAGGGAAGAACCUUCAACUUAACGGCAGGCUCCCUGGAGUCCACGGAACACACGUACGUCUACAAGGCGCAAGGCGCGGGGGUCACGCCGCCGCAGACGCCCUCGGGCACUCGCGCCAAGCAGAGACUUCCAGGCCAGAAGCCUUUUAAGAGGUCUCUGAGAGGUUCCGAUGCUCUGAGCGAGACCAGCUCAGUCAGUCACGUUGAAGACUUAGAAAAGCUGGAGCAUCUGUCCGGGGUGCCGGAGCCAGAUGGCCUGGAGCCUAGCGGCCCCGAGCCGCACCCCGGGGCUCCCCCUCCGCAGGAGGCCGAGCGGACGGGGGCCUUCCAGAACGGGGCCCAGCGCCCGGAAGAUGACCGUCCACAGGUAGAAGAACCGGAGAGCUUAAGAUAAAAUCCAGUGUUUGCUUUGAGACUGUGCCGGGUAUUGUUUCAGGGAAGAUGAAGCUGUACUGAAAAUGUGAGCCGUGCCACAGCUAAUGCAAGAGAAAUGACUGUUGUUUGUCCUUCGCUGGGAUUUUUGCACAAAUCUGUGCCUGAAAGCCAGGCUUUUUAGACGGGCAGUUGAUUGGUCUCAUUUGAUGGGUCUGUAGCAUGACAGCUGGGGUUCCUGCCCACGUCCUUGUAGGUGAUCCCAUUUCUCCCCCACGUUCCCAUAAACACUCAUUGUUCACGAAGAACACUUAGAAUUUCAAGUGCCCGCCACUUGAAACGCUCGCGCUUAUUUUUCUAAAACCUAAGCGUAAGCCGUGACGAGGUUACAUACAACUUUUCGUUAAGUCAGCUCUAGAACCUUCCGGGUCCUCUGUUGUGCUGCUGCACCGGAGAGGCAGCGCAGUCUCCGCCACCUGUUUGGGUCAGCGUUCAGUGUGGGCAGGCUGCGGGGGUACGGCGGGCUCGGGUUCGGCGCGAUGCCGACCUGAGCCCGAGCCGCCCCCGCCGCCGCUUCCGAGGUGUAGAAAGGAGCGUGCGCUCUGUCUGGGGCAGGGCCGUGGGCAAGCGACUUCCCUCUGCCCCGAGUCCAUUCCUCCCUUUAUAUACUAUUUGUAGACAAAUUAAAGGAUUAUCUAUUAAGAGUAACUGUAAAACUCUUGGCCAUAUAUGUGUAUAUUUUUAAAUACUCGUAAAGCUUUUAAAUUGGCACACAGAUACACACUGUGCUCGUUUCUAUGUUUAAUAUCUGAAAAGCCGACAGACGCGAGUCUUGACCUGAUACUAACUCUGCUGUGGAGCACCCAGUUACGUUUCACCCCUAGAAUAAGUAUACCUUUGACCUGUUUUACAUGGGAGUGUGUGUGGCUUCUCCCCACGAGCAGCUCACCCCUUUGGGCCCAACUCAGAGACAACCUGGGCCCUCGGUCUGGUGAAGCCAGACCACUGCUGAGAUACUGGAACUGAGCGCUUAAUUACUGCCUCUUUCUACUUUUCCAGAAGUCCUACACCUCUUCGUUUUCAUAGGUAAAGGUCCCUGAGCCUUUAGUCCAGCAAAGUCAAGCUUUGGGAUGCCUCAAGACGGUGGGGGUUCACACUGGGCUGGGGACUGUCGUGUUGGAAGCCUUAGGUACACCACAUUAAGCCUAUAAUUAGACACCGAUUUGAUGUGAUUUCUGACUUUUGGCACUUGUCAAAAUGCAACUUUUUUUUCGGUGCAGAUGAUUAAAAGUCUUCCCUGUUUAUUUGGUGCAAUGAAGUAUAGCAGAUAAAAUGGGGAAAGGGGACAUUAUCACCUUUAACAAGAUUAAUUUUUCAAUGUUUUUAUAUAUAUUUGGAAUUGCUAAAUUGGUUUUGCUGAAACAGAAUUUCACCCUUAAGAUACUAUUUGAAUGUUGGUUUCAAUAAAGGUUCUUGAAAUUGUUAA